Cottoperca gobio is the source of this 984-nucleotide messenger RNA. It is a transcript of the gene tra2b, whose product is annotated as transformer 2 beta homolog. The record is from RefSeq and is a predicted model, not a curated record. NCBI's taxonomy places the organism in Eukaryota, Metazoa, Chordata, Actinopteri, Perciformes, Bovichtidae.
CAUGCUGCACAGGGAGCGUGGGUUUUUCGCUCAUGUUAAGUCGCUCCUGCUGCAGCACUGUUUACACACACACACUUACUGUAGCUAGCUGACCUAUGCAUGCACAUCUGUCAUUCAGUGGCUUUUAAUAUGAGCGACAAUGGCAAAGGUUACGGUGAGCGGGAUUCUCGCUCUGCAUCACGUAGUGUGAGUCCUGGGGGCUCUAGGAAGUCAGCAAGUCGUUCCCCAGCUCGGACGCCUGCCAAAGAUGUCUCCCGCUCUAAAUCUCGGUCUCGUUCCAGGUCGAAAUCUGGGCAAAGGAACGAGCCAAUGGCAUGGAGCUGGAUGGUCGUAGGAUCAGGGUGGACUUCUUCAUCUCAAAAAGACCUCACACCCCAACCCCUGGAAUCUACAUGGGCCGGCCCACAUAGUGGUCCUCGCCGCAAUUCACGAGACCGUGGAUACGACCGUGGAUACGACAGAGGUGGCUAUGAUCGCUAUGACGACAGGGACCACUACAGGUCAUACAGAAGGCGAUCUCCGUCCCCUUACCACAGAGGGGCUUACCGGUCUCUGUCCCGAUCGCACUCUUAUUCUCCCUGUGAGUCUUUUUGAUAAAUGAUCCGCUCUUUUCUUGAGGCAUUCAACAGGUCGCAUUCUGUCUAAUGACUGUUUUGUUGCUACUAAACGUUGCUGUCAAUCCCCGUCACCCCCCACGCACCGACAGGAAAUGUUUCUGAGUGGAAUGAUUGAUUUCAGAAUAGAUCUUCUUCUUAAGGUGAUCAUUACACUUCUGUUUCAAACGUACACGACUAUUAAAUGUAUACUGGAAUCAGUUUUAAAGCAGCGUCUUUUGACGUGAUUCAAUUUUUAUUUUUAAAUGUAUUGGCAACGUCUGCCGUAAAAAAUAUAUUAAUGUUUUUACUAAUGUAUUUUUUGUAUACGAAUCGAGUGAAUGUUCAUCUUUGAACAGAUUAAAAGGAAGAUGCUUUUUUUUCACUUUGA